This is a messenger RNA of Lates calcarifer (barramundi perch), 1076 nucleotides long. RefSeq names its product deoxythymidylate kinase (thymidylate kinase) (gene dtymk). The record is from RefSeq and is a predicted model, not a curated record. Gene Ontology annotation, biological process: dTTP biosynthetic process; dUDP biosynthetic process; dTDP biosynthetic process. NCBI's taxonomy places the organism in Eukaryota, Metazoa, Chordata, Actinopteri, Centropomidae. Gene Ontology annotation, cellular component: mitochondrion; cytoplasm; cytosol. The transcript has 5 exons. Bases 150 to 788 code for a protein of 212 amino acids. Gene Ontology annotation, molecular function: dTMP kinase activity; ATP binding.
GUCAUUAUACUUCUAUGUUGUCAGUUUUUCAGGGAAAGGCGGGUAAAUGGUGGGGGGAAAUUUAAUGUCUUGUUAAGAUUUGCAGAAUAGUUUGCCCGUCUUUGCCUUUCUGUAAACGCCAGGACAGAGCUGAUAGACAGCCGGGUGUCAUGGCGUGUAAAAGAGGAGCUCUCAUUGUGCUGGAGGGGGUGGACAAGGCGGGGAAAACGACACAGUGCAACAGACUAGUUCAGGCGCUGCAACAAAGUGGUCGGCCGGCAGAGAUGAUGAGAUUCCCCGAUAGGACUACAACAAUUGGAAAACUGAUCAGCGCCUACCUGGAGAAGAAGAGUGAUUUGGAGGACCACACGGUGCACCUGCUGUUCUCUGCAAACCGCUGGGAACUGGUACCUUUAAUGAAAAAGAAGCUGGAACAAGGCAUCACUCUGGUUGUAGACAGAUACGCCUUCUCUGGAGUUGCUUUCACCAGUGCCAAGCCAGGAUUUUGUCUGGACUGGUGCAAGCAACCUGAUGUGGGACUGCCAAAGCCAGAUCUCGUUAUGUUUCUACAGCUGAGCCCUGCUGAGGCUGCUCUCAGAGGUCAGUUUGGAGAGGAGAGGUAUGAGACCAGUGUUUUCCAAAGAACAGUUCAACAGAAAUUUGAGCAGCUGAUGAAGGAUCCUUCAGUCAACUGGCAGGUAAUUGAUGCUGCUCAGGGUGUUGAUGAAGUGCACAACGACAUCACCAGCCACAGCCUUAAUGCCAUCAACAUAGCUCAGAACCUGCCACUUGGAGAGCUCUGGAAAUGAACAUAUAUCAGUCAAGUGGAACUGCUGUUUCAAGACCCAGUUAUGAGAGUAUGAUGCAAGAUUUAGUUCAUUUUAUAUACUAUUAUUAUCUGUCAUAAUAACUAAAUUAGUCUUUUGCACACACACACUCUUUGUUUGUUGAAAGCAGAGGAGAAUGCCAGACAGAUAUAUACAGCUGUCAAAUAUCAGAUUCUGGUUUUAUUUUUAGUUUUUAAUCCUCUUACAUGUCUAUUGUCCUUUCACCUGUUUAAUAUAUUGUGUUGAUUAAAUAAAUAAUCUUCAAACGAA